AUCUGACCACCCCGCCCCCCGGGAGCAUGACCACCCCUCCCCCAACCAGCACAAGCACCCCUCACUCCAGCAAUCCGACCACCCUGCCCCCCACUAGCACAACCACACCUCACUCCGGGAAUACGACCACCCCAUCCCCCAGCACCUUCAUAACGACCCCAGCCCCGAUCCAUUUAUUUCUCGCCUUCCACAUCGUGAACUGGAACUUCAACAACUCCCUUCUCAACCCCAGCACCAGUUACUACAAGGAGUUAUAUUCCAAAAUCCAGAUCAUGUACAGCAAGAUCUAUGGCUGCCCAACGUGCCCGAAUGGGCAGAACUACCUGGGAUUGACUGAUCUGCGUUUCAGCCAGGGCUCGGUGGCGACAGAGUCCGUCCUGCUGUACCGAGUGAGCAACACCAGCAUCAGCGCCACCGACAUUGAGCAGCAGCUGACACAAAGACUGGAUGGCAGUAACAGCUUUGAUGGGCUCCAGCUGGACAAUAUCCGCGCCAACUCUGGCAGCUCUCCCCUGGCCCCCUCGGCGCCAGCACCCCUGGUGCCCGGCUGGGGCAUCGCCCUGCUGGUCCUGGUCUGCAUUGGGCUGGUGCUGAGCAUUCUCCUCUUCAUCCUGGUGAUCGUCUGCUCGUGCUGCAGGAGGAGCCGCGGGAAGCUGGAUAUGUUCAGCUCACAGGCCUCGUAUCAGCCCAUGAGCGAGUACCCCACCUACCACACCCAUGGGCGCUUCAGUGCCCCCGGCAAGAAGCAGAACCCCUACAGUGACAUCGCCGCUGGCAACGGCACCAACGCCUUCUACGCCAACCCUGCCACGUCAGAGAAUCUCUAGGGGCGCCACCCCGAGGACCGGCUGGAGCAGAGCUCCCAGCAUCGCCGUGUGCUUCCUGCAGCUGGACUCCAGGGGGCAGGGCAGGGGUUUGCUGCAAUGGGGGGAGGGGGUUGGAUUCACAGUGGGCCAGCGUGGGGAGGGGGUGACCCCCCCCGUGCGACCCCCAGCCCCGUGGGAGGGGGAGCUGCUCCAGCUCUGAUUGGGCCAUGUCGGGUGAGCACUAAUGGGGCAAAUUCCUAAUGGCAGAGGGUAAAGGGGCUGUCCCAUAUAUUACCCCGCCAACCAGCCUGGGCAGUUCAGGGAAUACGACAGGGACUCCCCAGGGGAGUCCCCCCAUACUGCCCCGAGCUGUGUAUGGGCUGUUCCCCCACCCCCGCUGCACCUGUUCCCAGGAGCUGGGAGCGAGCGUCCGAACACAUGAAGGAACUGGAUGCACAAUGCGAGGGAGGAACCCUCCCCUACUCCCCCCAGCUCCAAGCACCUCCUGCCCCCAAUCACUUGCCAAAUGCCGUAUCCUGCCACCAGGCCCCCAGUGUACAGGUUCCGGGGGACAUGUUGGCAUGCACCACUGGCCUGGGGCUGUUUUUGUACCUGUGAUCUGUAACCACGCCAUUCUGUGAUGGUCACCCUGCCGUGACGGGGGAGGAGGGGGUCACAAUGUCCUUGGGAAGGACUGUAUUUAUAGGGAUGCACAAUAAAGGGAUCUAUGAUGA
Dermochelys coriacea (leatherback sea turtle) is the source of this 1540-nucleotide messenger RNA. Its product is annotated as mucin-1-like. Bases 27 to 827 code for a protein of 266 amino acids. The record is from RefSeq and is a predicted model, not a curated record. Gene Ontology annotation, cellular component: apical plasma membrane. NCBI's taxonomy places the organism in Eukaryota, Metazoa, Chordata, Testudines, Dermochelyidae. The transcript is spliced from 6 exons.